CUAAGAAAGAUGUCAAUCGUUGAAGAAAAUUAGUUGGUUAAAACGAGCUUAAUACAAAAAUAUACCGUUCAUAUAAGAAAUACAAAAUAGUAAUCAUGGGGAAUAGUUUGAGAAAAACAAGACGAAAAACUGAUCUUAGGACGCAUCGAGCAGAAAUACGUGAUAAUGUGCGGUCGCAUCAGAUGGAUAGACCAAUAGAAAAUAUACCGAUUAGAACACAAGAAUCAAGUAUCAAUGAAUUAGUCAUUGACAUAGAGAGACACAUCGAAGACACAACGAGACUUCACCAAGAGUUGGAGAACAAAGCACAUGUGGUGGCUACAUACAUGGAAGAAUUUGUUGAUCGCAUUGGUGAGGACGUAGAAGCCCACAAGCAAGACUAUGACGCCCAGAAGGCUGAGAUUUUAAAGCAGCAGAAGCAGGUGGAUGAAGCCUUCAGAACGGACCUCAAAACAACUCUACUUCAACACCAUUUAACAACCAAUUCUACCCUUUCGCUGGGGCCGUUCUUUCGUCAUGGUGACUCCCGCCUGAAGGAUUUUUACAUGCCUCCAAGGCUUUUUGAAGUAUUGCAAAAAAUAAAGAUUGAUACCAAGAACCGGGCACCAGAAAACCAGAAAUCUCGUAUUACAUCACUUGAACAGCUUCUGACACCUAAUGAUAAAACGAACAAAAUCACAAUCAUAACCGCGAAUGCUGGUGUUGGUAAAACCUCAUUUUGUAAGUUUGUAGCUGUUUUGUGGUGCGCAUUGCAUGACGACCAAACGGAUACAAUCAGCAAAUUUAAAGAGAGGUUUGACAUUCCCUUUGAUUCUUUAGAAGACAUACCCUAUCUCCUCUACAUUCCAAUGAGGGAUAUUCCGCCGGACCACACCCAUUCCAUUGAAGACAUCAUCUUUGCUCACUUGGAAAAUGAGAUUGGAUACCAGAAGCAAGACCGAGAAAAACUGGAAAGGGUAUUCAUUAACGAACGUUGUUUGGUCAUCUUAGAUGGACUGGACGAGGCUUCUUUGUCAAUGUUGAACUCACCAAUGGCAAACCGGAAGUACAGCAUAAUUAUAACAUGCCGCCCAUGGAAACUCGCAGAUAUGGCAUUGCCGAAGUGCAUGCAUGUUAGUAUUGACGAUCUCAGCCAAAUUUCACAAAAACAGCUGUUUAAACACGUGAAUCAAAUCUUAAACAUUUUUUACGGGACAACUUUUGAAGUUGAAGACUUCUUUGCCACUUUAAAAACACUGAAACUCCAGUCACUUUCCUCCAACACGCUCGUGGGACUCCAACUGUACUGCGUCUGGCAAGACCGACGUAUGGACGACGAAACACCAGAAAAUAACAAAACUAGUUUAACGCUUGGACCAACAAGAUCACACAUCUAUGCAGAUAUAUUGGAAAUGAUGUUCAGCUUAGUAAACAACAAAAGCAAAGAAAACUCAGAACGUCCACAAACACCCCCUCCAAUACAAAGGCCUCUUCCUACAUGUUUCGAGGGACGGCAGCUGUGUAAAGCAAAAUCUUCUUUGAUUUAUGAAACAGGAAAAGUUGCUUUUGAUAUGUUAAUUAACUCGAAGAACGAUUUUAACCAGACAACUAUGAAUUCGUUACAAGAUGAGCAAUUUCUUUUAAAUUCAGGACUGAUCUCAGCCGAUAGGUCACACAAGUGCAGUAUUGAAAGCAAAGUGUACCGAUUUCUACACAAAACCUACCUGGAAAUGUUAGCAGCAUUAUAUAUUUCGUCACUGGAUUUCAAGAGUGACGACUGGCUUGCGUUUGAGAACAACUUUAAUACUGCGUUUUCACCGGACUUAAUGUCCUUCCUGUGCGUGAUGAAUUACGAGCAUGGCCGGCGAUGUUCGGAAAUGUUCGGGGAUACGGAGCGUCAGUUUUACAGAGGAGAUACAAUUUAUAAAAAUGAGAUCAUCGAGUACCAAGACGCCGUGCUACUUUCGUACAACGAAUGUGUAAAUAAUGGUCAGUCAAAUCCGCAACUAACGUUAAGACAUGCAUGGCUAAAUAGGAAACACUUUGCGGCAAAACAUCCACUCUUGCAACACAGCCGUAAAGGAUUGAAGUCGUGCGCUAUUCAAUGUUCCGAAGAAUACCCUGUUAAUAUCAGCAUGACAGGCAUGGAACAACUAAGCACACUAUAUAUAUCCAGUGAAAAUGAGAAUGAUACUUAUCCACAAACUAUUCCAACAUGUUCUUUAAACAAAUUAUCAGGCCUAUUUUUUUUCAAUUUGUACAUAGAAAAUGACAAUUUACACCUGGCAUUAUGUGAGAAUCUUAAAAUAUUGGUUCUGGAAUACGUCCACGUCGAUCAUGUGACUAUCGCCCCUGCCCAGCUGGAGGUGUUCUGGGUCAACAUCAAGAAACAAAUGGAAGAGAACACACCCCCUAUUGAGGUGACGUUCGCACAAGGGGAACAGUUUACAGACAAAUUACGAAUGCUCACUCUGGUCAACGUUACUUUAAAUGAAGCCCUUAAUAUAGAGCAGUGUUAUAAACUAAAAAUUCUAAACCUGGACACAUUAACACUUCCUGACGACUUCCACCUGGACCUGUCCUCAUUCACGGGCCUCAUUGAUGUAGUACUACAUGACCUCCGUCUCCACCAUGUGACCAUAGCCCCGGCCCAGCUGGAGAAGUUCUGGGUCGCCAUCAAGGAUGACAUGGUAGAGAAGACACCCCCCAUGGAGGCGACAUUCGCACAAGGGGAACAGUUUACAGAGAAAUUACGAAAGCUCAGUCUGGCCAACGUUACUUUGAAUGAGACCCUUAAUAUACGGCAGUGUGAUAAACUACAAGAACUGCAGCUGGACACAUUAGCGUUUCCUGACGACUUUCACCUGGAUCUUUCCUCCUGCACGGACCUCACUGAAGUUACACUACAGAAUCUCCGUCUCCACCAUGUGACCAUAGCCCCUGCAAAGCUGGAGAAGUUCUGGGUCUCCAUCAAGGAUGACAUGGUAGAGAAGACACCCCCAAUGGAGGCGACAUUCGCACACGGGAAACAGUUUACAGAGAAAUUACGAAAGCUCAGUCUUGUCAACGUUACUUUAAAUGAAACCCUUAAUAUACGGCAGUGUGAUAAACUACAAAACCUGUGGUUGCGCACAUUAACAUUUCCUGACGACUUCCACCUGGACCUGUCCUCCUGCACGGACCUCACUGAAGUUACACUACAGAAUCUCCGUCUCCACCAUGUGACCAUAGCCCCUGCAAAGCUGGAGAAGUUCUGGGUCUCCAUCAAGGAUGACAUGGUAGAGAAGACACCCCCAAUGGAGGCGACAUUCGCACACGGGAAACAGUUUACAGAGAAAUUACGAAAGCUCAGUCUGGUCAACGUUACUUUAAAUGAAACCCUUAAUAUACGGCAGUGUGAUAAACUACAAAACCUGUGGUUGCGCACAUUAACAUUUCCUGACGACUUUCACCUGGACCUGUCCUCCUGCACGGACCUCACUGAAGUAAGACUACAGAAUCUCCGUCUCCACCAUGUGACCAUAGCCCCUGCAAAGCUGGAGAAGUUCUGGGUCUCCAUCAAGGAUGACAUGGUAGAGAAGACACCCCCAAUGGAGGCGACAUUCGCACACGGGAAACAGUUUACAGAGAAAUUACGAAAGCUCAGUCUUGUCAACGUUACUUUAAAUGAAACCCUUAAUAUACGGCAGUGUGAUAAACUACAAAACCUGUGGUUGCGCACAUUAACAUUUCCUGACGACUUCCACCUGGACCUGUCCUCCUGCACAGACCUCACUGAAGUGACACUACAGAAUCUCCGUCUCCACCAUGUGACCAUAGCCCCUGCAAAGCUGGAGAAGUUCUGGGUCUCCAUCAAGGAUGACAUGGUAGAGAAGACACCCCCAAUGGAGGCGACAUUCGCACACGGGAAACAGUUUACAGAGAAAUUACGAAAGCUCAGUCUGGUCAACGUUACUUUAAAUGAAACCCUUAAUAUACGGCAGUGUAUUAAACUACAAAACCUGUGGUUGCGCACAUUAACAUUUCCUGACGACUUUCACCUGGACCUGUCCUCCUGCACGGACCUCACUGAAGUUACACUACAGAAUCUCCGUCUCCACCAUGUGACCAUAGCCCCUGCAAAGCUGGAGAAGUUCUGGGUCUCCAUCAAGGAUGACAUGGUAGAGAAGACACCCCCAAUGGAGGCGACAUUCGCACACGGGAAACAGUUUACAGAGAAAUUACGAAAGCUCAGUCUUGUCAACGUUACUUUAAAUGAAACCCUUAAUAUACGGCAGUGUGAUAAACUACAAAACCUGUGGUUGCGCACAUUAACAUUUCCUGACGACUUCCACCUGGACCUGUCCUCCUGCACGGACCUCACUGAAGUUACACUACAGAAUCUCCGUCUCCACCAUGUGACCAUAGCCCCUGCAAAGCUGGAGAAGUUCUGGGUCUACUUCAAGGAUGACAUGGUAGAGAAGACACCCCCAAUGGAGGCGACAUUCGCACACGGGAAACAGUUUACAGAGAAAUUACGAAAGCUCAGUCUGGUCAACGUUACUUUAAAUGAAACCCUUAAUAUACGGCAGUGUGAUAAACUACAAAACCUGUGGUUGCACACAUUAACAUUUCCUGACGACUUCCACCUGGACCUCUCCUCAUUCACGGGCCUCAUUGAUGUAGUACUACAUGACCUCCGUCUCCACCAUGUGACCAUAGCCCCGGCCCAGCUGGAGAAGUUCUGGGUCGCCAUCAAGGAUGACAUGGUAGAGAAGACACCCCCAAUGGAGGCAACAUUCGCACACGGGGAACAGUUUACAGAGAAAUUACGAAAGCUCAGUCUGGCCAACGUUACUUUAAAUGAAACCCUUAAUAUACGGCAGUGUAUUAAACUACAAAACCUGCAGCUGGCCACAUUAACAUUUCCUGACGACUUCCACCUGGACCUGUCCUCCUGCACGGACCUCGCUGAGAUCUAUUUUGUGAACCUUCGUCUCAUGCAUGUGACCAUCGCCCCGGCCCAGCUGGAGGUGUUUUGUGUAUCUAUCAAUAAUCAGAUGCGGAAGAAGACACCGCCUAUGGAGGUGACAUUUGCAAAUGGUAAACACUUUACAAAGAAACUACGAAAGCAAAGAAUGGACAAUGUUACUUUAAAAACAACCCUUGAUAUACCAGAGCGUGAUAAACAAAACAAUCUUCGCCGUACCACAUGUACAUUAUCGUAAAAGAUAAACGUGAAAUUAAGUUAUUUGAAAAAUGCUAAGGGUAAGUAAUCUGGACGUUAUCAAUAUAUAUGUCAUUUUCAUGAACAAUAUUUUCUUAUUAAUAUAUCCCACAGUUAAAUCAGUUGAAUAGCUAUGAUUUGUGCAAGUUAUCCAAUAUAUCUUAAACAUUUAAAAAAAUGAAUUUACUUUUCUUUUUUACUUCUUAAAGCUGCACUCUCACAGAUUAACCAUUUUUACAACUUUUAAUUUUUUGUCUUGGAAACAGCAAUUUUUUACGUAAAUAUCUGCAAACCAAUGAUAAAAGAAUGCUGACAAAUGAUCGGAUCGCAGAUUUGUAUAUUUCCGUUCGAAAAUUAAUGUUUAAUGGCUUUAACCUUACUAACGGUUUAAGUAAAAUGCAUAAAACCUUGACCUAAAUCUAAGAUCUAAUAUUUUGUCAGCAGUUUUAUAUAACUGGUUUCCAUGGAUUUUCGCAAAAAUUGGCUCGUUUCAAGACUUAAAAGUUGUCAAAACGUUCAAUCUGUGAGAGUGCAGCUUUAAAUAUGUUUUUCAUAUCUUGUAAAUAUUUUGAUUUAUUAUUUAAUUAAACAUUGUUUUACCCCGUGAAUCACAGUCCUAGGAACAACUUUGCUGAUAGGUGUAUUAUAUCGAAAGACAUAUUUUGUGCAAAUAGUUUGUUGGAUCAAGUGGGAUACUUUAGAUAAACAUAAAAUAUUCGUGAUAUUGUAUAUAACUACUCGGGUUUAUGAAAGUAAUACUAACUGUGUAAAUGUGAGGAUAAUUCGAAUACUUGGCCGAUUGUUCGGAACAUUGUUCAAGUUAACAACGUUGUUAAGGUCAUCGCUUACGUUCAGAUCGUUGCUGCUCUGAAAAUCUAAUGGAUUUAAUCGAUGUCUGCUGUAUAUUUUAAAAAGGAUUUAAGACCGCCCAAGCAGCUGUAUGUUAUAUAUUUCAUAUAAAUACGCUAACACAUAAUGAAAUUGUUAUUUUUUUAAACGUUAUUAUCGAUGUCGUAAAUCACAUUGAUUACUUCGACAAAGUUCUGAACAAUCGAGCCAAUGUUUACAACUCCAGUGAAAAUCAAUGUGGUAUAGCCUGAAAAGAUCAUCAAUUGUACAUAGUGUACAUAUAUAACUAAAACUUAUAACAAUAUUCAUUAACAUUGAUAGUUAUGGCAAUAUUUAUAAACAUUUAUAGUUACACCAAUAUUCAUUAAUAUUUAUAGUUACACCAAUAUUCAUUAACAUUUAUAGUUACACCAAUAUUCAUUAACAUUUAUAGUUAUAGAAAUAUUCAUUCACACUUUUGUAAUCUGAUGACAUACAUGUUUAAUUAAUGAUGGAUUGCUUAUCUUAAUGCACUAACACAUCUUUGUAUCCUAAAGAUGGAUGGCUUAUCUAUUGGCGUACCCUUAUGCACUUACACGCCUUUUCAUCCUAAUAAAGGAUGGCUUACCUUAAUGCAAUUAUACAUCUUUGCAUAUCGAUGAUGGGUUACUUACCUUAAUGCACUAACACGGUUUUGCAAUCGAAUAUUAGAUAGCUUCUUUAAUACAUUAACACUUCUUUGCAGCAUAAUGAAGGAUUGCUUACCUUAGUUCACUCACACCUCUUUGCAGCAUAAUGACGGAUGGCUUACCUUAAUACAUUAACACUUCUUUGCAGCAUAAUGAAGGAUGGCUUACCUUAGUUCACUCACACCUCUUUGCAGCAUAAUGACGGAUGGCUUACCUUAAUACACUAACACAUCUGUGCAGCAUAAUGAAGGAUGGCUUACCUUAGUUCACUCACACAUCUUUGCAGCAUAAUGACGGAUGACUUACCUUAAUGCACUAACACAUCUGUGCAGCAGAUAGCUUACCUUAGUUCACACACACAUCCGUGCAGCCUUAUGAUUGAUCAUUAACCUUCAUGUUGUUCUAAAAAACGAACAUUCAACAAUUCGCAUAGAUACCGUCCACGCAAAUAUUGCUGAAACUAGUUUUGUCACUUUUUUAAACAAUGAAAUCUAAAGAAGUGGUGAAUGUGUUUGAAAACGAAAACUAUUGACAUAUCAAUGUAUAUUUACAUGUAUUUUGUUUAGAAUUGACAAUUAUAUGUCCAUUAGAAUUUGCCAUAUAGUUCGCUAUAUGCUAUCUCUUUGGUGUAAUUCUCUGUAGAUUAUGUUUGCCAUGAACUUUAAAUUAUGCAUGUAUUCACAUUAACUGUUGGAUCUCAUGUAGAUGGUAGAUAUUGUCAAUCAUAUUGUAAUUUUCAUUACGAACCUAUGUUUAAUAAUGUUGAUCAGAUGGUCAUCUAUUAAGACGUUAUUUCAUAUGUAAACACACUUAAGAGUGUACUUAUUGUCAACGAAUCUAUUUUUUUCAUGUAUUGUGCUUGCAUUUUAUCAUUAUUUGAUUUGCAAUUUAGAAUGUAAAUUUGAAGAUGAAGCAUAUGUUUCAUCUGUUAUGAUAAAAGAAGGAACUUUUAACAAAAGGGUUGAUUUUCGUCGGUUAAAAGUGGUCACAAUGUGAUCACAGUCACUUGGAAUUUCUAAACCAAACAUCUAUUUAAUGAGUGGUCAACAUUUUAUUUUGUCCUUUCAAAAGGAAAUACUUCUCAAGUGUUCUGAUUUUUCUGACAUUUAUUUCUGUAAAUAAGCAGUUUGAUUUUUAUCAGAUAAGGCGGUAAAAAUGAAUAUUGACUGGUCAAGAAAGUGGGUAGUUUACAAAAUAGUAUGUUGACCACUAAAACAUUUUAUAUGUUCUUAUGUUUGUAAUUACGUACUUACAAUUAUUAACCAUUACAUAAUCAGUAAAUAUAUCUUUACUUUACAACGAAAUGGACAUGAGCAUGAGUCAUAUAGUUGUUUAUUUGUGUCUUUUUUGAACACAUGAGGUAUUUGUAGUGAUCUUUUUCUUUAUCCAUCUGAACACCUCGGCCAUUUUCCAUCGAAAACUACCUCUGAUGUAUAUUGGCGGUUUAGAUUGUCAGAAUGUUUACAUUUAAGUACGCUACAAGUUGAUCGCGUAGUAAUUAAAAUGUAGCAGUUUAACCCAAUGGCUUUCCUCUAGGAACCUUAAUAAGUUAUGCACUAAUGCAUUUCAAUUGCAAUCCCUUUGAACAUAGAAGUAUACAAUACACUUUUAACACUGAAAUUAAUUGAUCAUACAAUUCAAAAUUUUACGAACUACUUCUACUGAUGUACCGGCCUACAACCGAGUAUUUUCUAUGGAAAAUGGCUGAUGUUUUGCAAAUGUGUAUGAAGUUGCGCCAGAAGACCACCAGACAUCUCUGGUACCUAACUCUCAAAACUCUGGUGUCUCCUUGCGCCAGAAGAGAAACCAGACAUCUGUGGUGCCUGUCUCUCGGCACUCUGGUGUUGCCAUGCACCAGAAGACCACCAGACAUCUCUGGUACCGGACACUCAGCACUCCGGUGUCGCCUUGUGCCAGAAGACCACUAGACAUCUCUGGUACCGGACUCUCAGCACUCUGGUGUCGCCUUGCGCCAGAAGACCACCAGACAUCUCUGGUUCCUGACUCUCAGCACUCUUGUGUCGCCAUGCGCCAGAAGACCACUAGACAUCUCUGGUACCGGACUCUCAGCACUCUGGUGUCGCCUUGGCUUUAGGUAUGUACUCGAUAUACAUUUGUAAACCACAAGCCAUCUAUUAAAUGAACAACUAAAACCACGAAGAAAUUAGGCUGGUCUGUACAUAAAUAAAAUACAUGUAAUUUAUGAUAAAAAUAAUCAAUCAUCCUGUUUUAUGUGAUAAAAUAAGUUGCGCAAAAAAUGUUCACACAAACCCAUAUAUUCGUGUGUUUUUUUGUAAAGAAGACAAAACAAAUACCGAAAACUUUCUAAUAUUUUUUAUAAUGUUUGUAAAACCUCUAACUGAAAUAUAAACAUUCUCCUUUUAGAUUAAUGGUUCACUGGGUAUUUAUGUAAUUGCAAGAAAAAUAAAUUAUAACGAAUGAUUCUCAGCUUGCUUAAACAAUGUUGUCGUCUGCAAUCAUGUUUUAUAGACAAAGAUCUAGCGUUCAGUCUUUGUGAAGUGAAACCAACAAAGUAGCAGACAUCAGACAGUGGAAUGCGAACCACUGCAGGGAAAUACAGUACACGUUUCACAUACGAAAAUGUAGAGAUACCAGUUGCUACUUACCAAAGCGGACCACGAGGUCAGAGAUUAUUAUUACAGGGACUUCCGGAUUCUAUCCUGGACAAAGAUGACCAACAUUAUAGUUUAAAGGUCACACAAGGACAGUAUCGUCAAGGUGACUGAUAAAUCUGAUCGGCCUCCGUCAAAACCUAUGGUAGCUUCAGCUCAGACACUCGGGAUGUUAAUGCAUCAAUGAGACACCAGCAUAACAAGGAAAACCUUCCCUUAAAUACUGUGUACAAAACUGGGAGUGAACGAUCUUUUUUCUUUUACAUCUAUUGUAAUUGAAUAUUUCUAGUAGUGCUUAUAUAAUAUUUAAACAGAUCAAUUGUCAUUGUAUUUCUUGUGUUGAAGUUUGUUUAACUGUGCAUUUAGUACUAUAAACGAUAACACUUACUGACUUUUUCAUUUAGUAAUUGUGAUGUGUUUUAUUUCUUCAGCGAGCUGUCACUCACCAACAUCAGGAAACAUCCCUGAUCAACGUCUUUUCCAGUUCAUGUUGAUACUGACCAAGCCAGCAGCAGUACCGCUGAUCUUUAUCCAUAUGCUCUUGAGGAUAAAUAAGAAGAAGUCUCAUCUGAUACGCCUGCCCAUUCUGUUGACCAUACCAAUCCAGCUGCGGAAGACUUAUUGGACCAACUUACGGAACCAACCAUCUCAUUGACUGCUCCAACAGGACAUUGUUCACUGUCAUGAAUGUAACGAACUACAGUCGCAACACGUUAACAUACGAACCAAACCUACCUACUGAUUGCUACUUGUAUAUCUUCAAUUCAAUUUUACCUGUGGAACUCCCAUACCAGAGUGGUAGUAGCUAGAAAACGUUUGGAAACUCCAUAGUUAUAUCCUUUUAGGCAAGCAAAUUAAGUAACGGAAUGAACGUGUGUUGUGAUUCUGGGACAUUGGUGGUGUUAUUGAUAGCUCUUCGAAAACUAAAAACAAACCUGGGUGUCCCAUUUAUGAGAUCUGCAUAGAAAAUGGAAAAGAUCCAAUCGUCAAGCGCCCAUAUUGUAAAUAAAACAUGAGUAGACAACUGGAACAUUCAUAAGAAUAUGUUGCAAUAUGAAUAAUAUUCUGCAAUGACAAUUAAUGUGUAAAGCAAUCAAUCAGUUUUUUUGUUGGGAAUAUUAAAAACCAGAGUUCUGUUUAGAUUUUGUAUACUAUUAUAGCAAAAGAUACUCUUGGUAUAAGGGAUUUGUAAGCUGUUGUGUACUCAAGAAUUAAAUUCAGGCUAUUGUGUCAGCCAUGGUAUCGUUCUGGCGAACUCUAUGCAACACGAUUAGACUUCAUCAUAACUUUAGUAAUCAUUUAAAUUUUUCAAAUAAAACUUGCUAACAACGAUCAAAAUACACAAGUAUAGAAACCUUCAUUACUUGUUUGUAAUAUAAUUAAAAUGCCCCUUUUAAACGUUGAAAUGAGAAACGAGCAAAUGCAAUUAUGGGUGACUCUUGUAUUGAUAGCUUUAGAAUCUGUGAAUCCCAAACCAAAGUUUGUUUUUAUGUUUGAAAGAAGAAAGUGUGUUUUUGUAUGAUUUUAAUUAGAUACAAAGCUGUUUUCGUUGUUAUAAUGUCUGAUCAUUUAUUUGAUAUCUUGUUAUAUCUUUGUGUGUAUAAACUGAAUUGCUUGUAUAAAACACCCUGACCUAAUGUUUAAAUGUGUGGCUGACUGAAAAAAAUGUGCCUUUUUGUGUAUUUUUGUAGGAAUUUCCGAA
Molecule: messenger RNA, 11037 nt
Organism: Mya arenaria
Lineage: Eukaryota; Metazoa; Mollusca; Bivalvia; Myida; Myidae
Exons: 4
Coding region: 96-5186 (1696 amino acids)
Biological process (GO): SCF-dependent proteasomal ubiquitin-dependent protein catabolic process
Cellular component (GO): SCF ubiquitin ligase complex
Source: RefSeq, a predicted model, not a curated record